ACCAAAGGCUGCCGCGGCGGCCGGGAGUGAUGGCUUACUUAACGGUGUGCCCAGCCACUUAGGAACCACUCACCUGGUGGUUCCAGAUAGAGCCCUCUUUGCUUCGCUCGUCCGGGGUCAGACGCACAUACUGGCUCGUGAGCAUCGUGCUGCCUUGGAAGUCCCAGAGGGGCAUGGAACUGGAACCGACCCCUGUGGGCAGAGACCGAAUAAGCACGUUCUCUGUAAGGCACAGGCAGAGACACUUCCUGUGGCAGAGAAAAGAGGUAGUGAGCUGGUGUUUCAGGAUGUGAGGGCCUGGAGGAGUGAAGCAGGGCUCUUUCUGUUGCCUGCCCGCCACCUGCCUGCUGCUGUGCAAGCUCUGGUCGGCGCUGCCCACAGUCCCCAUGGUGGGCACCUCCUGCGGCGGGGACCCGUGAACAGCAGCGGCAUGCCAGGGAAGCCCAAGCACCUGGGUGUCCCCAACGGGCGCAUGGUUCUGGCUGUCUCAGAUGGAGAGCUGAGUAGCACAGCAGGCUCGCAGGGCCAGAGUGAAGGCCGUGGCAGCUCCCUCAGCAUCCACAGCCUCCCCAGUGGUCCCAGCAGCCCCUUCCCCACUGAGGACCAGCCUGUGGCCAGCUGGGCCCUGUCCUUCGAGCGGUUGCUACAGGACCCCCUGGGUCUGGCUUACUUCACUGAGUUCCUGAAGAAGGAGUUCAGUGCUGAGAAUGUGACUUUCUGGAAGGCCUGCGAGCGCUUCCAGCAGAUCCCGGCCAGUGACACCAAGCAGCUAGCUCAGGAGGCCCGCAACAUCUACCAAGAAUUCUUGUCCAGUCAGGCGCUGAGCCCCGUGAACAUCGACAGGCAAGCCUGGCUCGGGGAGGAGGUGCUGGCUGAGCCCAGGCCAGACAUGUUCCGGGCACAGCAGCUUCAGAUCUUCAACUUAAUGAAGUUCGACAGCUACGCGCGCUUCGUCAAGUCUCCGUUGUACCGGGAGUGCCUACUGGCGGAGGCCGAAGGGCGCCCCCUGCGGGAACCCGGCUCUUCGCGCCUGGGCAGCCCCGAAGCCAGCAGGAAGAAGCCGAAGCUGAAGCCCGGGAAGUCGCUGCCGCUGGGCGUGGAGGAGUUGGGGCAGCUGCCUUCGACUGAGGUUCCUGGAGGGCGCCAGCUCCGCAAGUCCUUCCGCAGGGAACUAGCGGUUGGAGCUCCCAACUUGCGCAGAGAGUCUCAGGGCUCCCUCAACUCCUCUGCCAGUCUGGACCUCGGCUUCCUUGCCUUCGUCAGCAGCAAAUCUGAGAGCCACCGGAAGAGCCUUGGGAGCUCAGAAGGUGAGAGCGAAAACCGGUUAGGAAAGUAUUGCUGCGUGUACCUGCCUGAUGGCACAGCCUCCUUGGCCCUGGCCCGACCUGGCCUCACCAUCCGUGCAAUGCUGGCAGGCAUCUGUGAGAAACGAGGCCUCUCUCUACCUGAUAUCAAAGUCUACCUGGUGGGCAACGAGCAGAAGGCUCUGGUUCUGGAUCAGGACUGCACGGUGCUGGCCGACCAGGAAGUGCGGCUGGAGAACUGGAUCACCUUUGAGCUGGAGGUGGCAGCGCUGGACCGUGUGGUGCGGAUCUCUGCUAAGCCCACCAAGCGGCUGCAGGAGGCACUGCAGCCCAUCCUGGCGAAGCACUGCCUGAGUCCACAACAGGUGUCACUCCACCGGCCAGGGGAGAAGCAGCCGGUGGAUCUGGAGAAGCUAGUGAGCUCCGUGGCCACCCAGAGACUGGUUUUGGACACUCUCCCAGGUGUGAAGAUCCCCGAAGCCAGCCACACAUCCCCCUGCCGCAGCCAGGGUGACCCACCUAGAACCCAGAACAAGGCAGCCCAGCCUUCUCCACCGCCCCUCAACUCGCUGGCCGAGGCGUCCAGUAGUGUCGCUGGGAAGCGGCAGACGUGUGACAUUGAAGGCUUGGUGGAGCUGCUGAACCGGGUACAGAGCAGUGGGGCCCAUGACCAGAGGGGCCUUCUGCGCAAAGAGGACCUGGUGCUUCCAGAAUUUUUGCAGCUGCCUGCUCAAGGGUCCAGUUCCCAGGAAGCCUCACCACAGACUGAAUCAGCGGUCCAGACCAAAGGGGGCUCCUCGGACUCCACUGCCCACUCGGCCCUCUGACUAUUGCCCAACAGUCCAGGCCCACUGCAUGGCACCUUGUGGGCCAAGCAUGCCAUGGGCCCGCUCUGCAUGCCCUGUAUGUGCCAUGAGUGUCCCUGGCCCCUUCCUGCCACGGGCAGGCCCGAGGGCAGGGCUGGGAGGGGUGAGGAGCUGCUUCAGAGGAGCCAUACCUAACAGCUGCCACCACUUGGUCCUGCACAGGCUCCCCCACCCAUACCUUACAGCCAGGCCACUGCAGGGAGGUGGACCUAGUCCCCAGGGCAGGCUUGCUCAACAGGGAGGGAUGGCGUUGGCAGUGCCAGCCUCCCCACCUGGUGCCAAGCCUCAGUGGGGAGCAGGAGGAGGGGCCGGCCCUUCCUCAGGGAGCUGGUAUGAGUAAGACCUGGGGGUGCAGGCAGGUGGGCAGCCCCUCCCUCUACCUACAUAAAUUCUACUGUACAUAUGGAUUUUGCAGUUGGCUUGGGGCAGCUGGGUUUGUCCUGGAUGUAUGAUAUUAUUAUUAUAAUAAUUAUUAUUAUUCUGCCAUGAGGCGUGUUUCUUACAUACCAGUCUACGCUGUGCCCCUCCACCCCAAACCGCACUGCCUGUCACCAGGGUCAGUGCCAGGAAGCUAUCAAGGACUUCAGGAUGUGCCCCCUGACUUCCUGUUGUCAGAACCUCUCUUCCUGACUGCACAGAGUAUGGGGGUGUAAGAGACAGAGACAGCAAGAAGGAAGGUGUUGGAGGGUGGGGUAAGGGGAGAGUUUCCUUUGGGGAACCCUGCCUUUGCCAGGUGUCUCCAAGCAAUCUCAUGGUCUCUGGAUCUGUAUGCACCCUCCGGUUGCUGUCCUCUGCUUCUGCUGGGGACUGAGUGUGUCUGCAGAGCUGCUGCAGGCUCCCUUGGAUGCAUUGAAGCCGUGGUAGACACGUGGUUGUGGUGGGGCAGGCUCCACCUCUCGCCUGCUUUGGCUGAGUGGGGACAGCCAGGGAAGCCUGGAACGAUGCAAGGAAGGGGCUCCCAGCCUACAGGCAGAGAAGUCAGACUCAGCUUGAUGCUGACACAUAGCUACACGGGAGCCUUGGGAAGGCACCCCGGGAAUAAGGGCCCUCUUCCCCACUGCACUUGCCUCUUACUGCCCCCAGUCCCAUGACUGACUCCUCAACCCUGAAAUUCCUGCCUGAGGUCAGAGGGGAUCGCUGGCUCACAGUAACUUUCUAGGGAAGUUGGAAAUCAAACUCAAGCCUUCCUGGGGUUGGGGGGUGCUAGCCCACUGUCUCCUCAGCCCCUUUUGUGGGAUGGGAUGACCACAUCCCCUGGCUGCUGGGGUAUCUCAAAAUCUAGACCUGGCUAAUCAGAGUUUUGUUCAGGGAUGACCUCUAAUCCCAGUCAGAAUCCCAACUCUCGUCAUUUUUUACCAUCUCCUGGGGAUGUGCAGAAAGGACAUUCUGGGAGAGAAGCUCAAUGUAAUAAAGCCCCCAGCGAGAGCAGGACAGAGAGUGGAAGAGGAUUCCUGACAAAAUUGACCCAAAUGCCUAAAUUCAGCCAUGCAUGCCUGAAGUCAGCUGGCCCAGACUUUUUGGUUAGGCGAGCCAACACAUUCUUUUGAUAUGUGUGUGCUUGCAACUCUGGGUGGGGUUGCUGAGACCCACAACCACAAAAUUCCUGCUUCCCAGACAAGCUCAGCCUGAACACUUCAGAGGAGCCUCCCCUGGUCAUGGGAUGCUCUAGUCUUAGUGUUUGUGCCCGCCCCCCCAACUCAUAUGUUGAUAGUAACCCCCAGUAUUAGGAGGUGGGGCCUUUGGGGUGUCAUUACACCUAAUGAGGAUUGAGCCCUCAUGAAUGGGAUUAAAGAUCCUUAUAAUAGGGACCCCAGAGAUCUCCUUUACCCCUUCUGCCUGGUGGGGACACAGGGAGAAGUUGACCAGCUACAACCCAGAAAAGAGCCCUGAUCUUUGGAUUUCCAACCUCUAGA
This is a messenger RNA of Talpa occidentalis (Iberian mole), 4083 nucleotides long. It is a transcript of the gene RGS14, whose product is annotated as regulator of G protein signaling 14. Bases 431 to 2131 code for a protein of 566 amino acids. Gene Ontology annotation, biological process: regulation of G protein-coupled receptor signaling pathway; signal transduction. Lineage: Eukaryota; Metazoa; Chordata; Mammalia; Eulipotyphla; Talpidae. Gene Ontology annotation, molecular function: G-protein alpha-subunit binding; GTPase activator activity; microtubule binding. The transcript is spliced from 16 exons. The record is from RefSeq and is a predicted model, not a curated record.